GUGAAUUCUUGUGCAUUCGCGGUAGACUUUUUAAAUUCGCAUUCACACUGUCUGAGUGAAUCACUCUGGAACUUGUGAUUGGCUAAAUAUAUACUUGAGCAUUCUGUAAGAGCCAAUCAUAUCGACUCAUUGGGUUAUUUGGACGUGACAUCGUCGUGUCGUUGGUCGUUCGUUCGUUGGCAUAAUAUGACGGAAUGGGAUGUGUGUUGUUCCGUCUAUUCUUAGCGCAGGGCCACUGCGUUGAGUUGGUUGCGCAAGGGACUCUCAUGCUGCGGCGAAAGACCGAUUGCGAAUAUGCCAAAGGCCUCGUGGAAGCGUACUUCACAAUCCUCACGCAAGGAUGCGGCAACUCGAGUUGCACCAACGCAGUAUGUCGGUCCAACCCGGCCGCGGUCGAGCUCAAUGCCACCGACGCAGCGAUCCAGAGCAUCGCGUUGGCCGUGACGUCGCCCGUGGCCAUCUGUCUUAGCUUACGUCCAUCGCCCGUCACGCCAACCCAACAUCAUGCGACAGUGUCGCCACCGCUUCUUCAACUCGAAGUGCCAGAGACAGACGAUGACGACAAGGCGGCGGCGCCAUCCACACCUCGGAAGCGACUGGCCACGGCCGUUCAGUUGGACUCGUCCAUCAACUUGCCGAGUCAUCCGCGUCAAGCUCGCUCAGUUCCAAAGAAGGUCGCUUCUUCGUCCAUACUAGUGGGAAAAGGCAAGCCAUUGAGGAGUCCAGUCAGUCGCGCUGCUGUGGAUGAGGCAUAAGGUUCAACGACCAACAUUCUACUCCCAGUACCAGCAUUCUCCGUCUCUUUUUUCUCUCCCACGCAAAUCUUUUGUUUCCA
Molecule: messenger RNA, 835 nt
Organism: Aphanomyces astaci
Lineage: Eukaryota; Oomycota; Saprolegniomycetes; Saprolegniales; Verrucalvaceae
Exons: 2
Coding region: 195-755 (186 amino acids)
Source: RefSeq, a predicted model, not a curated record